This is a messenger RNA of Drosophila yakuba, 2754 nucleotides long. RefSeq lists its product as uncharacterized. The coding region runs from base 502 to 1107 and encodes 201 amino acids. The record is from RefSeq and is a predicted model, not a curated record. NCBI's taxonomy places the organism in Eukaryota, Metazoa, Arthropoda, Insecta, Diptera, Drosophilidae. The transcript has 2 exons.
UUUUUCCCCUUUCGUAUUUAUAAAAAUCUAGAUAUCAAAUAAAAAAUUCUUGCUCAUUACUUGAUUAUCUCGUUUUUUAUGUUAGGUAAAACGUUUUAUCGCAAAUCUAUUUUCCAAUUUACAACCACAGUUUUGAUCAGUAUUAUCAAGAUCAACUUUACAUAAUCAUGUAAAAAUAAUCUAUAUAGGAGAACGUUGAUAAAUAAAGGUACAAUUAGCGUUUUCGUCGUCACGACUAUAAAAUGCCCAGUACUUUUGUAAUAUUACCAAAAUGAAGGGAAACUUAUGCCCAGUACUUUUGUAACUAACUAGUAAUCCAUCUAGAUUUUCAUUUGCAAGCGAUAGUUAUAUGCCAUAGAUAUAGAUAUAGAUAUAGUUAUUUCUUUUCCACAUAUCACAUCACAUUCCACAACCCAACAUACCCUGUAGCUUUACGAGGUAACGAGUUAGAAUAUAAAAGCUCCAUCAAAUAGACGUUUCAUCAUUUCGAAAAAGUGUGAAAUGGCUCUUUCGUUUUCGGUGCUGUGGCAAUUAGUAGUUUUUCUAACCGCUGCACAACAUUCGAAUGGAGAAAACUUCGAGUACAUUUUGGAGGACGAAUCAGUGUUUUCGGAAUGUAUGGAUGCACCGCCGGGAUAUGCGAAUAUGAGCGGAUUGUUUGAUACUUCCACCACCAACUUUGUAAUGGGUCCAGAAGGUGUUCACGUGGACGGAUACCUAACCUCUACGUGGGAUGUACAGCCAACGGAUCGCAUUGAGGGUCGACUAAAAAUCGUUCAUUUCGAGCGUGGCAUUUGGCAACCGACGGUACUCAAUAUGUUGGUCAGAGAUUUUUGCAAAUCUUUUCUGGAUCCGAAGCAGUAUUGGUACAGUAUUUUUCCGGAACAUAUUAGAAACAGGAGCGAGGCUCGAGAAAAAUGUGUCAACCACAAAGGAACUGUUUACUUUGUGGUACCUUAUGUCAUAAAAAUGCACUUCGGGCUUGGGUUUGUCCUUCCUUCUGGACGAAAUCGGAUGGUAUUUACCUUGGUAGCAAUUGAUGAGAACGAUGUUCAGCGACCAAACGGAAUUUGCUUUGAGAUAAGAGGGGAUUUUUUUAAGAUUUAAUAACUCAGUUUUCCCUAUUACUUUUAUUUAUUAUUUUAUUAUUUUAAUUACCUAGUAAUACGAGUUACUUAUUAUUCUUUCCUUUGAACUUUUUAUGUUUUUUUUAUUUCUUGCAUUUUAUUUAUACAAAUGUUUUGUUGAAUGUUUCAAACAUUAAAAUAAAAAAAGUCAAGAUGCAAGAUACGAUUGGCAAUCGUAGAUAUAUUUAUAUAUAUAAAUAGUUAUAGAUACCACUUAUCACUUGGGGUAUGAGCUUUUCUUCUGAAGCAGAGUGCUCUGAAAAGUUCCACCAUCCAUAAACAUAGUAUAUACACCGACUACUUCCUGCUUAAGCUCGAUGUCCUGCCGUGCGAAAUGAACUCUUGGCCUCUGGUUGUCUACCCUUUCUGAUGGCGUGACACAUUUUUCGGGACCCCGUGUUCCUUUGUUGGGGUCAUCAGCACCGGCCCCGCCCACAGCCUUGCGCCCUGUUUGGGGUCACGUGUGCGCAGUUUAUUUGUUUUAUGCGGCCUCUGCGAGGCUCUGCCUUCGGACUCGUUGCUUCUUGGGCUGUGUGCAGUGUUUGCCUUACUUAGAGUUUUAGAUUUACUUAAGUCGUUGAUGACCAUGACCAAAUAAAGUUUCAUUUUGUGCAAAGAUUUACAACACUCGAGCGUGUGCGACAAGUUUUGAGUGCCAUCCGACAUUGGCCCCCGAGCGGAUCAUGGAAAGGCUACUGCAAAGGCAAAGGCAAAGGCAGUCCGAACAAAAGUUAGAAAAGAACUCUUCAAUCUGCAGCCCAUGCUGCGUAUGCGCAAUUUUUGCUGCUCGAGUGUUUGCUUGGGACAUGUUGUGAUUGAGAGCUGAAAACUGUGCCCAAUUCUACUUCACAAACUGAAAUGUGCACUAAAGAUUGCCAAUGGCCCUGGGAUAUGUUUGGACACACUUGGCAGAGGUUUUAGAAUGGAGUGAAAAGGUGCGUUCCAGUACUAUAAGGCUCAACGACCCCAAAAGAGCUUGGCAAAACUCUAUUAGUUAAUUAAUUUAAAGUCUUACAGAGAAAAUUAUCAAUAUCUAAGACUUAAUAUCUAAUAUAUAUAAUAUAUAUAAAAUGCCAUUCACCUAAAAGACGCAAACAAUCACAAGUCCCAAUUCUAAUGAUUUCGAGAAAGUUUCGAAAAGUGACUUUGCAAGACAUUAGCUCUAUGUGAAUUGGCCUUACUGUGAAUAUAUCCUUGAUAUCCUUGCAGCUCAUUGAACUUUUUAGUCCAUGACUUGUUUGUAAGAACUCUUCAUUGCUUCACGUAUUCGCAAAUACCAUAUGUUUGGCAAAGUUCAUAGCGUUUCUGAAUUUUUCGUGUUCCGAUAACAUUCCGAUUUUGGCCGGGAAAAAAAUGCAAAUAAGGGGCAAGUUCUCGAGUUUAAAUAAACUUGUUCAGCAUUGAGUGGACAAUGCAUCAAGGCCCUGAGCAAUUGUUGUCUGCACAGAGGAAAAAGUCGCAAAAAUGUUCGUUUCCAACUACAAAACCCAAUACCGCAAUACCUAUAAAUUUUAGUUGUAUUUAUUAUUCAUCAAUUAUAUUUUAUUACUACAUACACCAUAUAUAUUCCGACGUUAUGAUAUUUUUGUCUGAAAUAUGAUUAGAUUCUAAUUAGCUUGCUGUUCGC